This is a messenger RNA of Cylicostephanus goldi, 516 nucleotides long. NCBI's taxonomy places the organism in Eukaryota, Metazoa, Nematoda, Chromadorea, Rhabditida, Strongylidae. The record is from the annotation of a GenBank genome assembly.
AUGGGUGGAGGUUACGGAGGUGGUGGAGACGAUUUCGGUGGAGGAUACGGCGGUCCACCAUACGGAGGAGGAGGAGGAUAUGGUGGAAACGGAGGCGGUGGUGGCCCAGAUUAUGGUGGCUAUGGCGGAUACGGUGGCGGUGGCUACGGUGGUAUGGGUGGAGGCCCUGGAGGAUACGGUAUGGGCGGCUUUGGUGGCGGAGAUUAUGGUGGAUACGGUGGUGGAGGAAUGAUGGGAGGCGGAUAUGGAGGAGGUGGAUAUGGCGGUGAUGGUUACGGUGGUGGUGGAAUGGGAGGUCCUAUGGGUGGUUUUGGCGGCGGAUAUGGAGGAGGUGGAUACGGCGGCGGUUAUGGAGGUGGCGGAUAUGGCGGAGGAGGUUACGGACCUAUGGGAGGAGGCGGCUUUGGAGGUGGAGAUUACGGUGGUGGUGGCUAUGGCGGAAGCCCAUAUGGUGGAGGAUACGGCGGCGAUAUGAUGGGUGGCGGUGGAUGUCCGGGUGGUGGAUGUCGUGGUUAA